This is a messenger RNA of Zalophus californianus (California sea lion), 8263 nucleotides long. RefSeq names its product follistatin like 4 (gene FSTL4). Gene Ontology annotation, biological process: cell differentiation; regulation of BMP signaling pathway; multicellular organism development. The coding region runs from base 116 to 2644 and encodes 842 amino acids. The transcript is spliced from 16 exons. Gene Ontology annotation, molecular function: calcium ion binding; protein binding. The record is from RefSeq and is a predicted model, not a curated record. NCBI's taxonomy places the organism in Eukaryota, Metazoa, Chordata, Mammalia, Carnivora, Otariidae.
CCCAAAGACGCGGGGCCGGGUCGCCGCCACCGCCACCGCCUCCACGGGCGCUCCCGUCCGCCCGCGUCCGGCCACCUGGUCUUCCCUCGGCCCCGGCCACCUCAGAGUCCACGAAAUGAAACCAGGACGCUUAUGGCUGCAUCUCGUGCUGCUUGGGGCCUCUCUGCCCUCUGGGCUGGGAUGGAUGGACCCAGGACCCAGCAGAGGCCUGAACAUGGGUGUGGGUGAGCCACAGAUGGAGGAGUCCAGAAGCUUUGAAGUCACAAGAAGAGAAGGACUUUCUGGCCACGAUGGGCUGCCAGCCUCCUGUGGGAAGAAGUUCUGCAGCCGCGGGAGCAGGUGCAUGCUCAGCAGAGAGACAGGGGAGCCCGAAUGCCGGUGCCUGGAGGCAUGUAGGCCCAGCUACAUGCCCGUGUGUGGCUCCGAUGGGAGGUUUUAUGAGAAUCACUGUGAGCUCCACCGAGCCGCCUGCCUGCUGGAGAGAAAGAUCGUCGUUGUCCACAGCAAGGACUGUUUCCUUAAAGCUGACCAGUGCACCAUGGCCGACUACGCCCGCCUGAAGAAUGUCCUUCUGGCGCUCCAGACCCGCCGGAAGCCGCUCCCAGAUGGGGACAGCAGAGGAGACCCAGCCUCCCAGAAGCGCCUCCUGGUGGAAUCUCUGUUUACGGACUUGGAUGCAGACGGGGACGGCCACCUCAGCAGCUCUGAACUGGCGCAGCACGUGCCGAAGGAGCAGGACCUGGAGGCAGACUUCCUGGGGUGCUCGCCCGGCGACCUCCUCCGAUUUGAUGACUCCAACAGUGACGGCUUCUUGACGCUCCACGAGCUCUACACAGCCUUCCGGGUGGUUCAGCUCAGCCUCGCGCCUGAGGAGAGGGUCAGUGUGACCACAGUGACCGUGGGGCUGAGCACCGUGCUGACCUGCGCUAUCCGUGGAGAGCUGCGACCACCCAUCGUCUGGAAGCGCAAUGGGCUUGCCCUCAACUUCAUGGCCUCGGAAGACAUCAAUGACUUCGGAGAGGACAACUCCCUCUACAUCACCAAGGUGACCACCGUCCACAUGGGCAACUACACGUGCCACGCCUCCGGCCAUGAGGAGCUCUUCCAGACCCACGUCCUGCAGGUGAAUGUGCCACCAGUCAUCCGCGUGUAUCCAGAGACCCAGGCACAGGAGCCCGGCGUGGCAGCCAGUCUGAGAUGCCACGCAGAGGGCAUUCCUAUGCCCAGAAUCACUUGGCUGAAAAAUGGCAUGGAUGUCUCCACCCAGAUGUCGAAACAGCUUUCUCUAUUAGCCAAUGGGAGCGAACUCCACAUCAGCAGUGUUCGGUAUGAAGACACAGGGGCGUAUACCUGCAUCGCCAAAAACGAAGUGGGCGUGGAUGAAGAUAUCUCCUCACUUUUCAUCGAAGACUCGGCUAGAAAGACCCUGGCAAACAUUCUGUGGCGAGAGGAAGGCCUCAGUGUGGGGAACAUGUUCUACGUCUUCUCGGACGAUGGCAUUAUCAUCCUGCACCCCGUGGACUGUGAGAUCCAGAGGCACCUCAGACCCACGGAGAAGAUCUUCAUGAGCUACGAAGAAAUCUGUCCCCAAGCGGAAGGAAAUGCCACCCAGCCAUGCCAGUGGGCCUCAGCCGUGAACGUCCGGCACCGGUAUAUCUAUGUGGCCCAGCCAGCACUGAACAGAGUCCUCGUGGUCGACGUGCAAGCCCAGAAAGUUCUACAGUCCAUAGGUGUGGACCCUCUGCCGGCUAAGCUGUCCUAUGACAAGUCUCAUGACCAAGUGUGGGUCCUGAGCUGGGGGGACGUGCACAAGUCCCAACCGAGCCUCCAGGUGAUCACAGAAGCCAGCACUGGCCAGGGCCAGCACCUUAUCCGCACGCCCUUUGCAGGAGUGGACGACUUCUUCAUCCCCCCAACAAACCUCAUCAUCAACCAUAUCAGGUUUGGCUUCAUCUUCAACAAGUCUGACCCUGCCGUUCACAAAGUUGAUCUGGAAACACUGGUGCUGCUCAAGACCAUCAGCCUGCAGAGCCACGGCUGCGUGCCCCAGGCCAUGGCCCACACGCACCUGGGAGGCUACUUCUUCAUCCAGUGCCAAGAGAACAGCCCUGCGCCUGCCGCACCCCAGCUGCUGCUCGACAGCGUCACGGACUCUGUGGUCGGCCCCAACGGGGACGUGAGUGGCACCCCACAUAUGUCCCCCGACGGGCGCUUCAUCGUCAGCGCGGCCCCCACCAGCCCCCAGCUGCACGUGCAGGAGAUCACACUGCAGGGGCGGAUCCGGACCCUCUACAGCUUGACAAUCAGCGCAGGCGUCUCGGACAUGGCCUUCCAGCCCUCCUUCACCCAGGGCGACCAGUACAACGUGUUCGCCACUGCGGAGACAGAGCCGGCCCUGCUGUUCCUGGAGCUGUCCACGGGGAAGACGAGCGUGCUGAAGAACCUAAAGGAGCCGCCCGUGGGGCCAGCCUGGCCUUGGGGAGGGCCCCGCAGGAUCGUGAGGGACAGCGGGCUCUUCGGACGGUACCUGCUCACGCCAGCGCAGGAGUCGCUGUUUCUCGUUGACGGGAGACAAAAGGCACUGCGCUGUGAGGUGGCGGGCAUCAGGCGGGGGACCACCGCCGUGUGGGUGGGCGAGGUAUGAAGGCCCCCGCACCGCCGCAGAGCCCCGGGCCACCGAGCUCCGCCUAGUCCUCACUCCGCAGCCCCCAGCAGGUGCCCUGUACAUUUUUACAGACAAAAGCAAAACUGUAUUCGCUUUGUGGUUCAACACUGGUCUCCUUGCAAGUUUCCUAGUCUAAGGUAUGCGCUGCUAACCAGAUUGGGGUUUUUCGUUCGGAAGUAUGAUUUACGCCUUGAGCUACAGUGAGAACACAUGCUACUGUGUCAAGGAAUCGUUUCUGUGCCCAGCUCCACGCCAUGGUACCUGGGGACGCCGUGGAGCCAAGAGUUCCUGCUUUCCAGGCUGACCUUUCUGUCGGUUGCCUUCAUGUACUCAUUGUCCCUCACCGCCGGGUCCGGCCAGGCUUCACCCCGAUGGAGUGGCCUGAAGCCCAGCCUGGAAACAGGCUCACCGGGAGCAGGGCUUGCGCUCCAGGCCUGAGAGCCACGUCCGCCCGCCUCCUGGACCUUCUUUUCUCCUGUGCAGCUGCUUCGUGAUUUCCUUUUCAUGUGACUUGGUGUAAGCCUGAGGGAGAGCCGACAGGACUUCUUGCAUCUUGGGGGAUGGGGAAAUCACUUACUUUAUUUUGGAAAUUUUGAUUAAAAGAUAAUUUUUUAUAAUCUCAAACACUAGUAAGCAGAAAGAUGCUCUCUGACAUCCAGCUCUGUUCCUCCCUGCCUCAGGCCAAGUCUCUGUGAGUCACCACCCCACGCCCCACAGCCAGAAGGAACAAUGGUCAUCCAAGAAUAACAGCCCUCCACACCAUGGACGCCCCAAGUGCAGCUCUGGCCACCACCUUGGCCAAGACUCUAUUCUGGGUUGGGACGCAAAGAGACCAGGACAAACCCUGCGUGCCUGUUUUUUACCACUGAAGGGGGAAGUUUUAUUAGCCAGGCCCAGUACCCCAGAUUCAGGACAGAUGGGGCUUGCCAGGCAAAGUGGGGGUGGCCUACAGAACAGUGACCUCCAGGCGCCACACAGGAACCCCAAAGACCCGUGCAGGGUCCAGGUGGGUUCUGUAGGCUGUUUUAAAAAUCCCUUUCUUUUCUGCCUGUGGCCCUCGAACUUCAGUCCCUGCUUCAACACAGCGCACAAAGCACAUUUCAGGACUUUCUUACACAUGGCCCCUUCUCGUCCCAGUAACACACACUGCAAAACCCAUAAUCCCAAGGAUGUGGGGUUAGGGGGAGGAUACAGGCAGGCAAUGCUGCAUGAUCCCCAAUGUCUCAGACUCUGCCGGGCUGGGGGCGGGGGGCGCAUUGAGGAAGUACAACCAGCCCAGCCGGCCCAAGGAAGACACCCCGUGUGGGAGAAUGUCUGCAAUGAAGAAGCUUCCCCGGGCCCCCAGAAGCCCCCUUUCUUUCUCCCUCACGUCAGUAGUCACAACAUACUCGUAUGCUUUCUGGCUUGAAUGACCGUUUUUCAAGCCACCUGAAGUUGGAAAAGGUGGUCCCCUCACAUACACCUCAGCGAGCGUAGCCCCCUUCACCUGGCCACGUGGCCGUGCUUUUCCUGUGCCGUUGAUCGCCAGCCCCGUUCAGGAGAAGGAAGACACACACCCUGCCUUGCUCUACUUAUGCACAGCUCCCCUUCACACUCACCUGACUGCCCCCGCCCCGAUUUCCUGAAAUCAGCCAAUCCCCUGGCAUCUCCCAUGUGUCUUGGUUCACCAAACACUUGUGCCCUCCAGCUCCCAAGACUGUGGCCAGAUGUGCCCAUGCAGACUUGAGAUUUUGUUCCAGGUAAAAUACAGAGCUACAGGCAGGGGAAUGGACUUCAAAGGCGGCCUACUCACUUUCACCAGAGCUGGGAUGGACAGGCAACACCUCUUACCCUCUCUUUUUAUUCCUGUCUCAGUCUCUUGACACCUUCACUUGCAAACUCCCACUUUUAUCGCUGAAAUUCUCCAACAUUCAUGAACUUCUCCCUUUGGGAAAAUCUUCUACACGGUGGCAGCCCCUGGCAGAAAAAAAAAAAAAAGUUGGGAUGAGCACUGGGUGUUAUACGCAACGAAUGCAUCAUUGAACACUACAUCAAAAACUAAUGAUGUACUACGUGUUGGCUAACUGAACAUAAAAAAUAAAUCAAGUCUCCGAGCCUACCUGAGGAAGAGACUACCAGCUGCCAGGCCAGAGCGUCAGCCCCUCUGGGUCAUGGGGUUCCUAAGUCAAAGACCGUCCAAUCCCAACUGGCCCUUUUGCACUGUGAGUGACUCUGCAGCCCCAAUCCUUCUGUUUCUAGGUGUGUCUGCGAAGUGUCUCUGCCCCUCGCUGACUCACUAUGAGUUUACCAGAGAGGCCGGCCCAGGCCCGACCAGCAUUCCGCACACUACCGCGGCGGAGCAGGGAGCCGCCCGCCUAGAAACUGAGACAUCUGCACCAUCACAAAGACAGCUUAGUAACUGCUUUCUCAGCAGAGCAACCAACAAAACUGCUGUGGGGGCUACGCAGGGGAAAGGCGGGCCAGGUCGCCCCCCACCGCUUCAAGCCCCAGAAGAGCCUCCCUGGGACACAGUUUGAAAGUCAGAGCGGUUAAGCCUUGCAGCCAGCCCAGCCAGUGAUCCUUCUACUAAACACAGGAGCUCAGCCAACAACAACUCUCUCACACUAAAGAAGCGUUCAUCUUACAUUAAAAAGCCACUUUAGUAAUGAACUACUUCAAAAUUACUCAAUUUUGAAAUAAAAUUGAUUUCACAAAAAUUCAACGUAGUAUAUUUUUUUUCAUAACAACUCACAAAUAAUCUACACCUUUGCUGAUAUUAAAGACUUGAAACGGAGGUGUGUGUGCCCCUUCUGCCCACGUGAGUGGAACCCUGCAUGGAGGCUCUGGGUCCAGAAAGCCCACCCAGCCUUGCACAGAUGGUUGGUAGUAAGAGGGAUUCGUCGGCUUCCAGGCAGCUGCGUGGACUCUCUGCACAGGAAGCCCGGGUGUGGAGGACAUGCCUUGUAAAUGCCACCCUCCCCACCCCUGCAACCUGCCUGGGGCUGGCCCAGGCUUCCUCCCAUGGUCUCCCAGGCAUCUGAGGGCCCUGCUACCUUCCCCAAGCCCCUGGAAGCGGCUGGAAGAGCCCCAUGAAGUCAGGCUGGGGCCAACCACUAAUACCAAGCUACAGGAACUUGGAUCUAGAGGCGUCAUGAGCAGAGACAGAAGCUCAGCCCCUACAAUCCCCACCUGACCCCACCCUGGCAUCUCCUUUCCUCCCUGCUCCUCUGUGCAGGAAGGGGCUCCCAGCUCCAGGUAGGGCCUGGAGGACAGCUCUCAACCCCAAAUAAAGUGGAGAGCCACCUGCUACCCUAAGCAAUCUAACUGCUGAGACUUCAUUUAGAAUAGAGAGCAGCCCAAAGUUGGCUUUGUGAGGCCACAACUUCUUUUCUGUCGACCAAUAACCUGUGAACUAAAGGAGAAUCCAGAAUGGAGACAUGAAACAGAUCCACUCUGGAUAUAUUUUUCUACCAGGGGCUUACGACGUCAUCCAUUCAUUUCUCGCUGUGUGUUUCACUCACAUACCGCAGACGCUGAACCGUCUUCAUCACCACAUCCCACAACCCUGUGUUGGGUCCUCCUCUCCAGAAGGAAGCCUCCGGAUCACUGAUACCACUCCCACUCCCUCCCACACACCUACCAGUCUACCUCACCUUCUCCUCCCUGCACCCAGCUCCUCUGAAAGCUGCCUCCUCACCCCAGGAAGCCCGACUGUGACAUAGGCUGACAACCACGCUGGUAUGCAGUCUUCUGCUGUCCUCCCCCACCCAGAACCCCAGAUCCUUCUCCAAGUGCAGUCAGAACCCACUGGGACACAGCCCUCUGCUGCCCAGAAUCACGACCCCCAUGCCCUGGCUCGCGGCCCUUCCAAGCGAGGUGACCGAGACCAGAGCAAACUCACAAUUGUCAGGGAAGUGGACUAUUGUCAAACAGAAACCGUCAGACAGGAAUACAGACGGUGAUGACUCACCCAAGCCUCAUCCCUUCGAGGGCCUGAGCUACACCUCCCUCAUUUCCAGUUUAUUCUCUGUUUUGCUGCACCCCGCCCCCGCGCCUCAGGCCUCCUGCACAUGAGCCGUGCCACAGCUCCUACAAUUUGAGAGGCAACUGACCUACUGUCACACCAGCCCCCCCAAUGGCCUUUGCCCCAUGCCGCUACCUUGCUUUCAAGUCCGAGUAAGAAGUCACUCACAGGGCCAGACGCCACGACUUGCUCCCAGACUACCACGUCGGCAGAGCAGUUCUGUUCAACCAAGUCAUCAACUACCAUGGUUUCUCUUCAAAAUCAGAGAGGUUUUAGAACAGAGAGAGGCUUAAAAGAUUCAAAGGAGGAAAUAGACGGUGCCUAUGCUCAAGGUCUGACGAUAAGACCCCAGAUCCCUGGUGGAGUGCAAGCCUCUUCCUGCUUUAGUCUACACCAGGCUGCCUGCCAGGUUACUUGAGAACUUGAGCAUCUUCUGGGAGCCUGCAGACUAUAGGCACCAGCCACCCAACUGACACCGGGGGCCCAGCAAGCAUGGUCUCACACCUUCUGUGGAGCUGUUGGCAGCAACGGGGAUUUAGCCAAACACAACGUGGGAGGUUACAGAAUGCAUGGGGAGAGCAGGGAUUGGCCUCCAGCACUGACAGCGAGGCCGAGUGUUGACCAGAGUGUUGACUGUGUACUUUCUGCUACUGUUCUUGGACAAACCCACAAUUCACACACCCCUUUUUCCAGGCUCGUCUUGACUAAUAUGGGACCAUCUCUCUCCUGUGGGGUCCUAGAGAACAUGGGCCACACUCCAGAGGGCUCUAGAAGGCUUAGCCUGCACUCCACAAAGCAGGAACUACUGACUAGCCCCUGCCCCCCGCAUGUCACCAGGGCAGGAUCGGAGAAUGCUGCCCUUUAGGGAUACACUCUUCAAGACUGGAACUUCGUUUCUGACGAAGGGCAACCAGUCUUGACCGAUCAUGGGGCCCAAGGGCUCUCCAACGAGAAAACUCCCAAAAUCUCACCCUCCGUCCACUGCCCAGGGUGACAUCUGCCAUCGGUUUAAGAGCUGUCGGUCCCUUGCUACUUGAACGGCUUUCAGACAGCUGUGGGAUAACAGGUCCAUAAACUGCUGCCCCAGACGCCACGGCACAGCCAGCCUGGCUCCUGACCUGGCCCCUGCCACGCCCCACUGUUCCCCCCUCAGCGCACACUCUCUGAAGGUCAUGCGAAAUGAUCUCAGAACAGAAGUGGGCACGGAGUGUGACGGGCGUGCUCACACGCUAGUGUAGUUGAGCAGCCCUCGACGUGGGAAGUCACAGGCGCACCCUUCGUCCCGUUAAGAUUCUCAUCCUCUCCCACCUCAGAAAACUUUCAGAUCUCUUAUUUCAAGGCAGAUACAUUAUUUUGAGCUGUUGUGUAGACACCAAAAUAUAUUUUCUGUAAUCACCAGUAUUUCUCAAAAGGCCUCCUGUAAUUACUAUACAUGUGAAGUUUUCCUUAUUUAUAAAAUAUAUAUAAAUUAUUUUUAAUACAUCAACUUUAGUAGAAAUUUGUACCAACACAGUAACUGUAUGUGGCAUAUGAAAUAAGUUCGUGUUUACUUUAACGUAUUGCACAGUAUUGAACACACCAUGUAACCGCAGUUC